Messenger RNA from Mustela erminea (ermine), 14474 nucleotides. It is a transcript of the gene MUC5AC, whose product is annotated as mucin 5AC, oligomeric mucus/gel-forming. NCBI's taxonomy places the organism in Eukaryota, Metazoa, Chordata, Mammalia, Carnivora, Mustelidae. Gene Ontology annotation, cellular component: extracellular matrix. Gene Ontology annotation, molecular function: protein binding. The record is from RefSeq and is a predicted model, not a curated record. The transcript is spliced from 56 exons. The coding region runs from base 25 to 14142 and encodes 4705 amino acids.
GGCCUUCUCCCCUCCCUCCGCAGGAUGGGUGUCGCCAGCAGGAUGCUGGCCCCGCUCUGGGCCCUGGCCCUCGCCUUGGCCUGUGCCCAGCACGUAGGCCAGGCCCAGGGCAGCUCUGUGGAACACAGCCACAAGUCCCCAGAACUUCAUGUCCCCCAGGAGCUUGGUGGCCACCCACUCCGCGGGAUGAGCUUCCUGCCCCCUCUGAGGACGGCCCCGGUGGUGCGAGCCCGGAACCCCGCGCACAACGGGCGCGUCUGCAGCACCUGGGGCAACUUCCACUACAAGACCUUCGACGGCGACGUCUUCCGCUUCCCCGGCCGGUGCAACUACGUCCUGUCCGCGCACUGCGGCGCCGCGUACGAGGACUUCAACGUGCAGCUGCGCCGCGGCGGGGAGUCCAAUGCCACCACGGUCACCGCAGUCACCAUGAAGCUCGACGGCAUGGUCAUCCAGCUGACCAAGAGCUCCAUCCUGGUUAACGGCCGCCCAACUCAGCCGCCCUUCAGCCAGUCGGGGGUCCUCAUCGAGGUCAGCAACGGCUACCUGAAGGUGGACGCCAAGCUGGGCCUCGUCCUCAUGUGGAGCCCAGACGACAGCCUCCUGCUGGAGCUGGACCCCAAGUUCGCCAACCAGACCUGUGGGCUCUGCGGAGACUUCAAUGGUCAGCCUGUGUUCAACGAGUUCCUCUCCCAUGGGGUCAAGCUGACGGCCCUCGAGUACGGGAAUCUGCAGAAGAUGGACGGCCCCACGGAGCAGUGUCAGGACCCUGUCCCCGUGCCCCCGACGGACUGUGGGCGUGGCACCGGCCCCUGCGAGGAGACCCUGACCGGCCAGCUGUUCUCGGGCUGCCGAGCUCUGCUGGACGCCGGCAGCUACGUGCAGGCCUGCCGGCAAGACCUCUGCCUCUGCGAGCACGCGGACCGCGCUCGCUGCAUCUGCUCCACGCUCGCCGAGUACGCACGCCAGUGUGCCCAUGCCGGGGGGCUGCCCCCGGACUGGAGGAGCCCCCACCUCUGCCCCCAGACCUGCCCCCCCCGCAUGCAGCACCGGGAGUGCGGCUCGCCCUGCGCCGACACCUGCUCCAACCCGGAGCACUCCCAGCUCUGCGAGGACCACUGUGUGGACGGCUGCUUCUGCCCUGAGGGGACAGUGUUCGACGACAUCGGCCAGACUGGCUGCAUUCCGGCAUCCCAGUGUCCUUGUGUGUACAAUGGGGCCACCUAUGCUCCGGGGACCAGCUACGCCACAGACUGUACAAACUGCACCUGCUCCAGAGGCCAGUGGAGUUGCCGGGAGCUGCCGUGCCCAGGCACCUGCGCGGUGCUGGGGGGCGCCCACAUCUCCACGUUCGACGAGAGGCAGUACACGGUGCACGGGGACUGCAGCUACGUGCUGGCCAAGCCCUGUGACAGCAGCGUCUUCACUGUGCUGGGAGAGCUGCGGCGGUGCGGCCUGACGGACACUGAGACGUGUCUCAAGAGCCUGACGCUGAGCCUGGACGGGGGGCACACGGUCGUCACAGUCAAGGCCAGCGGGGAGGUGUUCGUGAACCAGAUCUACACCCAGAUGCCCGUCUCGGCAGCAAAUGUCACGCUCUUCAGACCGUCCACCUUCUUCAUCGUGGCCCAGACCAAGCUGGGCCUGCAGCUCGGGAUCCAGCUGGUGCCCGUCAUGCAGGUGUUCGUGAGGCUGGGGCCCGAGCUCCGCGGCCUCACCUGUGGCCUGUGCGGGAACUUCAACCAGAACCAGGCCGACGACUUCCGGACCCUCAGCGGCGUGGUGGAGGGCACGGCCGCCGCCUUUGCCAACACCUGGAAGACCCAGGCCUCCUGCCCCAACGUCAAGAACAGCUUCGAGGACCCCUGCUCCCUCAGCGUGGAGAAUGAGAAGUACGCUCAGCGCUGGUGCUCCCGGCUGACCGACCCCCGCGGCCCCUUCGCCCAGUGCCACGCGGCCGUGAACCCGGGCACCUUCUACUCGAACUGCAUGUUCGACACGUGUAACUGUGAGAAGAGUGAAGACUGCCUGUGCGCCGCCCUGUCCUCCUACGUGCACGCCUGCGCGGCCCGGGGCGUGCUGCUCCGUGGCUGGAGGGACGGCGUGUGCGCAAAGCCCAUGGCCACCUGCCCAAAGUCGCUGACCUACCAAUACAGCAUCAGCACCUGCCAGCCCACCUGCCGGGCCCGGAGCCACGAGGACAUCACCUGUGGCAUCAGCUUUGUCCCCGUGGAUGGCUGCACCUGCCCCAACGGCACAUUCCUGGACGAGGCGGGCAAGUGCGUGCCGGCCACCAGCUGUCCCUGCUACCACGAGGGUUCUGUGGUCCCCAACGGGGAGUCACUUCAUGAGCGUGGAGUCAUCUGCACCUGCACACAAGGCACGCUGACCUGCAUCGGAGGCCAGGUUCCCACUCCAGUCUGCACCCCGCCCAUGGUCUUCCUCGACUGUCGCAACACCACGCCGGGGGCCUCCGGGGCCGGCUGUCAGAAGAGCUGCUUCACUCUGGACAUGGACUGUUAUAGCCCCCAGUGUGAGCCUGGCUGCGUGUGUCCCGACGGGCUGGUGGCCGACGGCGAGGGCCGCUGCGUCGCUCCGACGGACUGCCCCUGCGUGCACAACGAGGCCAGCUAUCUGCCCGGCCAGACCAUCCGGGUGGGCUGCAACACCUGCACCUGUGAGAACAGGAAGUGGCGGUGCACAGAGGAGCCCUGCCUGGCCACCUGCGCCGUGUACAGGGAUGGCCACUAUGUCACCUUCGAUGGGAGGCGUUACAGCUUUAGCGGGGACUGCGGGUACACGUUGCUUCAGGACCACUGCCGCGGCAAUGACACCACUGGGACCUUCCGCGUCGUCUCUGAGAACGUCCCCUGCGGUACCACGGGCGUCACCUGCUCCAAGGCCAUCAAGCUGUUCCUGGGGAGCUUCGAGCUGAGGCUGAAUGAAGGCCGCGUGGAGGUGCUCGAGAGGGGCGUGGGACAGGAGCCCCCCUACUCCAUCCGCCAGAUGGGCAUCUACCUGGUGGUGGACACUGAGGCCGGCCUGGUGCUGCUGUGGGACAGGAAGACCAGCAUCUUCCUCAAACUCAGCCCUGAGUUCAAGGGCCGGGUCUGCGGGCUGUGCGGGAACUUCGACGACAACGCCGUCAACGACUUCACCACGCGGAGCCAGUCCGUGGUGGGCAGCGCCCUGGAGUUCGGCAACAGCUGGAAGUUCUCCCCGGCCUGCCCUGACGCCCCGGCCCCCCGGGACCCCUGCACCGCCAACCCGUACCGCAAGUCCUGGGCCCAGAAGCAGUGCAGCAUCAUCAACAGCGCGACCUUCGCCGCCUGCCAUGCCCACGUGGAGCCCACCAAAUACUACGAGGCCUGCGUGGGCGACGCGUGCGCCUGCGACUCGGGGGGCGACUGUGAGUGUUUCUGCACGGCCGUGGCCGCCUACGCGCAGGCCUGCCACGACGUGGGUGUGUGCGUGUCCUGGCGCACCCCGGACACCUGCCCCCUGUUCUGCGACUACUACAACCCUGAGGGCCAGUGCGAGUGGCACUACCAGCCGUGCGGGGCGCCCUGCAUGAGGACAUGCCGGAACCCGGGCGGCCGCUGUCUGCACGACCUGCCGGGCCUGGAAGGCUGCUACCCCAAGUGCCCGCCUGCGGCCCCCAUUUUCGACGAGGACCGGAUGCAGUGUGUGGCCACGUGCCCGACCCCACCCCCGCCACUGCCCUGCCGCGUCCGGGGCAAGUCAUACCGGCCUGGCACGGUGGUGCCCUCCGACCAGAACUGCCACUCCUGCAUUUGCACCGAGAACGGCGUGCAGUGUGCCUACGACUCUGAGGCCUGUGUCUGCAUCUACGACGGACGGCACUUCCGACCGGGGGAUGUCAUCUACCACACGACGGACGGCACAGGGGGGUGCCUCUCUGCCCGCUGCUCCGCCAACGGCACCAUCGAGCGGGGCGUCUCCCCCUGCAGCGCCACCAGCCCCGCCCCACCAACCACCUUCUCCUUCUCCACGUCUGCACCCGUCGUGAGCUCAACACGUCCGCCCCGCACGUGCCACGACUGUGGCAAGAGCACAGUGCCCACGGGCACAACCCCCGGCACCACCGUCCAGCCCCACCAGGCCUGUGGGGAGGAGUGUCAGUGGUCGCCGUGGCUGGACAUCAGCCGUCCGGGCCGAGGCACCGACAGCGGCGACUUCGACACCCUGGAGAACCUCCGCGCCCAUGGGUACCAGGUUUGCACGGCGCCGAAGAAGGUGGAGUGCCAAGCUGAAGGGGCCCCCGGGGUGCCGCUCCCAGUCCUGGGGCAGCACGUGGAGUGCAGCCCGACGGUGGGCCUGACCUGCUACAACCACAAGCAGACGUCAGGGCUCUGCCACAACUACCAGAUCAGGAUCCUGUGCUGCUUCCCCCGGACCUGCUCCCCCUCCAGCAGUCCGGCCCAGACCACCCUUCCUGCAGCUUCAGGGAAUACAGAAACGGGGCCCACACGAGAGGUUAGCGGGGUCUCAUCUGUGCCGACAGAGCACAAAACAUCCCCAGCCACGGUAGCUGCAACUGGCACAAGCGUUCUCUCCACAACUAGUGAAACACCUGCUCCGGGUGCUACUGCACCAGUCCAAGCGACUGCUACAACCACCCCAGGUACCCCUACACCUGCCCCGGGGACCACCACGACCCCACCAGGCACCCCUACACCUGCCCCGGGGACCACCACGACCCCACCAGGCACCCCUACACCUGCCCCGAGGACCACCACGACCCCACCAGGCACCCCUACACCUGCCCCGGGGACCACCACGACCCCACCAGGCACCCCUACACCUGCCCCGGGGACCACCACGACCCCACCAGGUACCCCUACACCUGCCCUGGAGAAAACUACUCUCUUGACUCUGACUCCGAUGCCAAUUUCAACAACACACGAGCCUUGUUUGAAACAGUUGUGCACAUGGACCCACUGGAUCGACAGCAGCUACCCUGAGCCGGGUAUAAACAGUGGAGAUUUUGACACUUUUCCUAAUUUGAGAGCCAAAGGCUAUAAAUUCUGUGCAAAGCCCAACAACGUGGAGUGCAGGGCAGAGUUCUUCCCGAACGUCCCACUCGAGGAGUUGGGGCAGGACCUGAUCUGUGACAAGAAUGUGGGGCUGCUUUGCCUGAACAAGAAUCAGCUUCCCCCAAUCUGCUACAACUACGCGAUCCGCAUCGAGUGCUGUGAGCAGGUAGAUGUGUGUACGAGCACCCCACACGCCGGCUCUUCGGAGGUCACACACCCAACCCCGAGGGACACGGAGACCCAAACACAGCGGACUCGAAACACCGGAAUUCCCUCGUUGCCGACACAACGUGGCAUUGCCAGCUCGGCGCCUGUGCACCUGGCAGCCAGCACCACGCCGAACACAUACGGGGUAUCCUCACCUGUGACUGUUACCUGCCAGCCACAGUGCACGUGGACCAAGUGGUUUGACGUGGACUUCCCGUCCCCGGGACCCCACGGAGGAGACGUGGAAAGCUUCAGCAACAUCAUGAGAAGGGGAGAGAAAAUCUGCCGCCGGCCCGAAUACAUCUCGCGGCUGGAGUGCCGGGCCGAGAGCCACCCCGAGGUCAGCAUCGAGAAGCUGGGCCAGGUGGUGCAGUGCGACCUCAGCAAGGGCCUGGUGUGCCGGAACCGGGACCAGGGUGGCAAUGUCGGGAUGUGCCUCAACUAUGAGGUCCGGGUGUUGUGCUGUGAGCCCCCAGAGCACUGCACGACACACAAAACUGUCACAGUCCCUCACACCCCAAGUAUGAGCCCCACCAGCCUAACUGAGACCACUGUCCACCUGGUGACUUCCCACUCAACCUCUGUGCCAACAACCAGCCCAACCACAGUGCCAGAGACCAGCUCAACCUCUGUGCCAACAACCAGCCCAAGACCUGUGCCAGAGACCAGCUCAACCUCUGUGCCAACAACCAGCCCAAGACCUGUGUCAGAAACCAGUUCAACCUCUGUGCCAACAACCAGCCCAACCACAGUGCCAGAGACCAGCUCAACCUCUGUGCCAACAACCAGCCCAAGACCUGUGCCAGAGACCAGCUCAACCUCUGAGCCAACAACCAGCCCAAAACCUGUGUCAGAAACCAGUUCAACCUCUGUGCCAACCACCAGCCCAACAUCAGUGCCAGAGACCAGCUCAACCUCUGUGCCAACAAGCAGCCCAACCUCGGUGCCAGAGACCAGCUCAACCCCUGUGCCAGCUACCAGCCCAACCUCGGUGCCAGAGACCAGCUCAACCUCUGUGCCAACAACCAGCCCAAGACCUGUGUCAGAAACCAGUUCAACCUCUGUGCCAACAACCAGCCCAACCUCGGUGCCAGAGACCAGCUCAACCCCUGUGCCAGCAACCAGCCCAACAUCAGUGCCAGAAACAAGCUCAACCACCGUGCCAGCAAGCAGCCCAACCUCGGUGCCAACAACCAGCUCAACCACUGUGUCAUGGACCAGCCCAACCUCCGUGCCACCAACCGGCACAACGUCUGCUCCUACAGCCAGCACCACUCCCGUCCACACACCUGAAGCAACCCACUCCCCUCCUGUGACUGUCACCUGCCAGCCACAGUGCACGUGGACCAAGUGGUUUGAUGUGGACUUCCCGUCCCCGGGACCCCACGGAGGAGACGUGGAAAGCUUCAGCAACAUCAUGAGAAGGGGAGAGAAAAUCUGCCGCCGGCCCGAAUACAUCUCGCGGCUGGAGUGCCGGGCCGAGAGCCACCCCGAGGUCAGCAUCGAGAAGCUGGGCCAGGUGGUGCAGUGCGACCUCAGCAAGGGCCUGGUGUGCCGGAACCGGGACCAGGGUGGCAAUGUCGGGAUGUGCCUCAACUAUGAGGUCCGGGUGUUGUGCUGUGAGCCCCCAGAGCACUGCACGACACACAAAACUGUCACAGUCCCUCACACCCCAAGUAUGAGCCCCACCAGCCUAACUGAGACCACUGUCCACCUGGUGACUUCCCACUCAACCUCUGUGCCAACAAGCAGUCCAACCUCAGUGCCAGAGACCAGCUCGACCUCUGUGCCAACAACCAGCCCAAGACCUGUGCCAGAGACCAGCUCAACCCCUGUGCCAACAACCAGCCCAAGACCUGUGCCAGAGACCAGUUCAACCUCUGUGCCAACCACCAGCCCAACAUCAGUGCCAGAGACCAGCUCAACCUCUGUGCCAACAAGCAGCCCAACCUCGGUGCCAGAGACCAGCUCAACCCCUGUGCCAGCUACCAGCCCAACCUUGGUGCCAGAGACCAGCUCAACCUCUGUGCCAACAACCAGCCCAAGACCUGUGUCAGAAACCAGUUCAACCUCUGUGCCAACAACCAGCCCAACCACAGUGCCAGAGACCAGCUCAACCUCUGUGCCAACAACCAGCCCAAGACCUGUGCCAGAGACCAGCUCAACCUCUGAGCCAACAACCAGCCCAAAACCUGUGUCAGAAACCAGUUCAACCUCUGUGCCAACCACCAGCCCAACAUCAGUGCCAGAGACCAGCUCAACCUCUGUGCCAACAAGCAGCCCAACCUCGGUGCCAGAGACCAGCUCAACCCCUGUGCCAGCUACCAGCCCAACCUCGGUGCCAGAGACCAGCUCAACCUCUGUGCCAACAACCAGCCCAAGACCUGUGUCAGAAACCAGUUCAACCUCUGUGCCAACAACCAGCCCAACCUCGGUGCCAGAGACCAGCUCAACCCCUGUGCCAGCAACCAGCCCAACAUCAGUGCCAGAAACAAGCUCAACCACCGUGCCAGCAAGCAGCCCAACCUCGGUGCCAACAACCAGCUCAACCACUGUGUCAUGGACCAGCCCAACCUCCGUGCCACCAACCGGCACAACGUCUGCUCCUACAGCCAGCACCACUCCCGUCCACACACCUGAAGCAACCCACUCCCCUCCUGUGACUGUCACCUGCCAGCCACAGUGCACGUGGACCAAGUGGUUUGAUGUGGACUUCCCGUCCCCGGGACCCCACGGAGGAGACGUGGAAAGCUUCAGCAACAUCAUGAGAAGGGGAGAGAAAAUCUGCCGCCGGCCCGAAUACAUCUCGCGGCUGGAGUGCCGGGCCGAGAGCCACCCCGAGGUCAGCAUCGAGAAGCUGGGCCAGGUGGUGCAGUGCGACCUCAGCAAGGGCCUGGUGUGCCGGAACCGGGACCAGGGUGGCAAUGUCGGGAUGUGCCUCAACUAUGAGGUCCGGGUGUUGUGCUGUGAGCCCCCAGAGCACUGCACGACACACAAAACUGUCACAGUCCCUCACACCCCAAGUAUGAGCCCCACCAGCCUAACUGAGACCACUGUCCACCUGGUGACUUCCCACUCAACCUCUGUGCCAACAAGCAGUCCAACCUCAGUGCCAGAGACCAGCUCGACCUCUGUGCCAACAACCAGCCCAAGACCUGUGCCAGAGACCAGCUCAACCCCUGUGCCAACAACCAGCCCAAGACCUGUGCCAGAGACCAGUUCAACCUCUGUGCCAACCACCAGCCCAACAUCAGUGCCAGAGACCAGCUCAACCUCUGUGCCAACAAGCAGCCCAACCUCGGUGCCAGAGACCAGCUCAACCCCUGUGCCAGCUACCAGCCCAACCUUGGUGCCAGAGACCAGCUCAACCUCUGUGCCAACAACCAGCCCAAGACCUGUGUCAGAAACCAGUUCAACCUCUGUGCCAACAACCAGCCCAACCACAGUGCCAGAGACCAGCUCAACCUCUGUGCCAACAACCAGCCCAAGACCUGUGCCAGAGACCAGCUCAACCUCUGAGCCAACAACCAGCCCAAAACCUGUGUCAGAAACCAGUUCAACCUCUGUGCCAACCACCAGCCCAACAUCAGUGCCAGAGACCAGCUCAACCUCUGUGCCAACAAGCAGCCCAACCUCGGUGCCAGAGACCAGCUCAACCCCUGUGCCAGCUACCAGCCCAACCUCGGUGCCAGAGACCAGCUCAACCUCUGUGCCAACAACCAGCCCAAGACCUGUGUCAGAAACCAGUUCAACCUCUGUGCCAACAACCAGCCCAACCUCGGUGCCAGAGACCAGCUCAACCCCUGUGCCAGCAACCAGCCCAACAUCAGUGCCAGAAACAAGCUCAACCACCGUGCCAGCAAGCAGCCCAACCUCGGUGCCAACAACCAGCUCAACCACUGUGUCAUGGACCAGCCCAACCUCCGUGCCACCAACCGGCACAACGUCUGCUCCUACAGCCAGCACCACUCCCGUCCACACACCUGAAGCAACCCACUCCCCUCCUGUGACUGUCACCUGCCAGCCACAGUGCACGUGGACCAAGUGGUUUGAUGUGGACUUCCCGUCCCCGGGACCCCACGGAGGAGACGUGGAAAGCUUCAGCAACAUCAUGAGAAGGGGAGAGAAAAUCUGCCGCCGGCCCGAAUACAUCUCGCGGCUGGAGUGCCGGGCCGAGAGCCACCCCGAGGUCAGCAUCGAGAAGCUGGGCCAGGUGGUGCAGUGCGACCUCAGCAAGGGCCUGGUGUGCCGGAACCGGGACCAGGGAGGCAAUGUCGGGAUGUGCCUCAACUAUGAGGUCCGGGUGUUGUGCUGUGAGCCCCCAGAGCACUGCACGACACACAAAACUGUCACAGUCCCUCACACCCCAAGCAUGAACCCCACCAGCCUAACUGAGACCACUGUCCACCUGGUGACUUCCCACUCAACCUCUGUGCCAACAAGCAGUCCAACCUCAGUGCCAGAGACCAGCUCGACCUCUGUGCCAACAACCAGCCCAAGACCUGUGCCAGAGACCAGCUCAACCCCUGUGCCAACAACCAGCCCAAGACCUGUGCCAGAGACCAGUUCAACCUCUGUGCCAACCACCAGCCCAACAUCAGUGCCAGAGACCAGCUCAACCCCUGUGCCAGCAACCAGCCCAACAUCAGUGCCAGAGACCAGCUCAACCUCUGUGCCAACAACCAGCCCAACCACGGUGCCAGAGACCAGCUCAACCCCUGUGCCAACAACCAGUCCAACAUCAGUGCCAGAGACCAGCUCAACCACUGUGCCAGCAAGCAGCCCAACCUCGGUGCCAACAACCAGUGCAACCACUGUGUCACGGACCAGCCCAACCUCCGUGCCACCAACCGGCACAACGUCUGCUCCUACAGCCAGCACCACUCCCGUCCACACACCUGAAGCAACCCACUCCCCUCCUGUGACUGUCACCUGCCAGCCACAGUGCACGUGGACCAAGUGGUUUGAUGUGGACUUCCCGUCCCCGGGACCCCAUGGAGGAGACACAGAAAGCUUCAGCAACAUCAUGAGAAGGGGAGAGAAAAUCUGCCGCCGGCCCGAAUACAUCUCGCGGCUGGAGUGCCGGGCCGAGAGCCACCCCGAGGUCAGCAUCGAGAAGCUGGGCCAGGUGGUGCAGUGCGACCACAGCAAGGGCCUGGUGUGCCGGAACCGGGACCAGGGAGGCAAUGUCGGGAUGUGCCUCAACUAUGAGGUCCGGGUGUUGUGCUGUGAGCCCCCAGAGCACUGCACGACACACAAAACUGUCACAGUCCCUCACACCCCAAGUAUGAGCCCCACCAGCCUAACUGAGACCACUCUCCACCUGGUGACUUCCCACUCAACCUCUGUGCCAAUAAGCAGCCCAACCUCAGUGCCAGAGACCAGCUCAACCUCUGUGCCAACAACCAGCCCAAGACCUGUGUCAGAAACCAGUUCAACCUCUGUGCCAACAACCAGCCCAAGACCUGUGUCAGACACCCACUCAACCUCUGUGCCAACAACCAGCCCAACCACGGUGCCAGAGACUAGCUCAACCCCUGUGCCAACAACCAGUCCAAGACCUGUGUCCGAAACCAGUUCAACCUCUGUGCCAACAACCAGCCCAACCUCGGUGCCAGAGACCAGCCCAACAUCAGUGCCAGAAACAAGCUCAACCACCGUGCCAGCAAGCAGCCCAACCUCGGUGCCAACAACCAGCUCAACCACUGUGUCAUGGACCAGCCCAACCUCCGUGCCACCAACCGGCACAACGUCUGCUCCUACAGCCAGCACCACUCCCGUCCACACACCUGAAGCAACCCACUCCCCUCCUGUGACUGUCACCUGCCAGCCACAGUGCACGUGGACCAAGUGGUUUGAUGUGGACUUCCCGUCCCCGGGACCCCACGGAGGAGACGUGGAAAGCUUCAGCAACAUCAUGAGAAGGGGAGAGAAAAUCUGCCGCCGGCCCGAAUACAUCUCGCGGCUGGAGUGCCGGGCCGAGAGCCACCCCGAGGUCAGCAUCGAGAAGCUGGGCCAGGUGGUGCAGUGCGACCUCAGCAAGGGCCUGGUGUGCCGGAACCGGGACCAGGGAGGCAAUGUCGGGAUGUGCCUCAACUAUGAGGUCCGGGUGUUGUGCUGUGAGCGCCCAGAGCACUGCGGUCACACUUCAGUGACGCCAAGCUCAGCCCCUCCGGAGCAUACGUCCGUGGUGUCCAGUGUGCCAUGGCCGAGCUCCACGGCUCCGGCCAGCACGACAUGCUUCUGCAGCGUGUCCGGCAAGCUGUAUCCCGCAGGAUCCAUCAUUUACCAACAGACUGACCUCGAUGGCCACUGCUAUUAUGCCACAUGCAGUCUGGACUGCCAUGUGGUCCGGCAGAUGGACCAGUCCUGUCCCAGCAGCGUGGCACCUCCUGCCCCGACCACCUCCCAGCCUGGCUCCUCCCCUUCGGCCCCCGUGCCCAUCACUACGCAGGGGUGCCCGAAUGCAGUCCCCCCAAGAAUGAAAGGCGAGACCUGGCCCAUGCCCAACUGCUCUCAGGCCACCUGUGAGGGCCACGGGGUCAUCACCGUGCAUCGGCGCGAGUGCCCACGGGCGCAGCCCCCGACCUGCGCCAACGGCUUCCCCCCUGUGCAGGUGGCAGACCAGGACGGCUGCUGCCCGCGCUAUCAGUGCCAGUGUGUGUGCAGCGGCUGGGGCGACCCCCACUACAUCACCUUCGACGGCACCUACUACACGUUCCUGGACAACUGCACCUACGUGCUGGUGCAGCAGGUCGUGCCCGUGUACGGCCACUUCCGCGUCCUGAUCGACAACUACUUGUGCGGGGCGGAGAACGGGGUGUCCUGCCCGCAGUCCAUCAUCGUCGAGUACCGGGGGGACCGCGUCGUGCUCACCCGCAAGCCCGUCCUCGGGGUGAUGACCAAUGAGAUCAUCUUCAACGACAGAGUGGUCAGGCCCGGCUUCCAGAAAGAUGGCGUGAGCGUGUCCCAAAUCGGCAUCAAGAUGUACGUGACCAUCCCUGAACUUGGCGUCCAGGUCAUGUUCUCCGGGCUCAUCUUCUCGGUGGAGGUCCCUUUCAGCAAGUUUGCUAACAACACGGAGGGGCAGUGCGGCACCUGCACCAAUGACAAGAAGGAUGAGUGUCGCCUGCCUGGUGGGGCAGUGGCGGCCUCCUGCUCUGAUAUGUCCGGCCACUGGAAGGUGACGACACCGCAGCAGCCGUCAUGCCGCGGGCCCUCCCCGACGCCCGCCGCAGCCAGGCCCGCGCCCUCCCCAGCCCCAUGCUUCUCGUCGCCAAUCUGCCGGCUGAUUUUGAGCAAGGUCUUCGAGCCGUGCCAUGCGGUGAUACCCCCGCUGACAUUCUACCAAGGCUGCGUCUUCGACCACUGCCACGUGACCGUCUCCGACGUGGUGUGCUCUGGCCUGGAGCUGUACGCGUCCCUCUGUGCCUCCCGUGGCGUGUGCAUCGACUGGAGAAGCCACACCAACCACACGUGCCCGUUUGCCUGCCCUGCCGACAAGGUGUACCAGCCGUGCGGCCCGUCCAAGCUCUCCUACUGCUACGGGAGGGACAACGCCAGCCUCAUGGCCUUACAGGAUGCCGGCCCCAUCACGGAAGGCUGCUUCUGUCCAGAGGGCUUGAUGCCUUUCAGCACGAGCUCCGAAGUCUGCGUGCCCACAGAUUGCCACAGGUGCCUGGGGCCCCACGGGGAGCCUGUGGAGCCCGGCCACACUGUCAGCGUGGGAUGCCGGCAGUGCACCUGUGAGAACGGCACAUGGACCCUGAGCUGCCGGCCGCAGCCCUGCCCCCUGCCCCCAGCCUGCCCCGCGCCCGGCUUGGUACCUGUGCCUGCGGCCCCCCAGACCGACCAGUGCUGUCCCCAGUACAACUGCGCCUGUGACACCAGCUACUGCCCCAAGCCCGUGGCCUGUCCCGAGGGCUCCCACCCCAUCCUGACCUACGAGGAGGGAGCCUGCUGCCCCCACCAGAACUGCAGCUGGAACGUCUGCAGUGUCAACGGCACCUUGUUCCAGCCCGGCUCCGUGGUCUCCUCCAGCCUGUGUGAGACGUGCCGGUGCGAGGCGCCCGGCAGCCCCCAUUCAGACACGGCGGUGAUCAGCUGUGAGACUCAGAUUUGCAACACCCGCUGUCCCGAGGGCUUCGAGUACCGGGAGCAGAGCGGGCGGUGCUGUGGCGGGUGCGUGCAGCAAGCCUGCGUCCUCAACGCCACGGACGGCUCCCCCCAUCUCUUCUACCCGGGCCAGUCCUGGCCAGACCCCACGAACCCCUGCGUGACCCACGAGUGUGAGAAGCACCCGGAUGGGCUUGUGGUGGUGACCAGGAAGAAGGCGUGUCCCCCGCUCAGCUGUCCUGCGGACCAGGCCAGGCUGAGCAAGGACGGCUGCUGUCUGUCCUGUCCUCCACCGCAGCCCCAGAACAGGUCAGCCUGCGCCCUGUUCCACGAGCGCCAAGUCCUCCACCAGCAGGGCUGUAGGUCUCCCCGGCCCGUGCGCCUCGCCUUCUGCCGUGGCAGCUGUGGCGACAGUGUCUCUGUCUACUCCCAGGAGGCCAACACGCUGCGGCACAGCUGCGAGUGCUGCCAGGAGCGGCGCGUCUCCCUGAGAAAUGUGACCCUGCGCUGUCCCGACGGCUCCCACCGGGCCUUCAGCUACCCCCAGGUGGAGGAGUGUGGCUGCGUGCGGCAGCGCUGCGGCUCCCACGGCGCCCUGGGCCACGGGGCAGACUCGGGGCCUGUGCAGAGCGACGAGGAGCAAAGCCAGGAGGUGGGGGGCACAGGCUGGAGGAGGGGCUCCAGGGCCACGGGCCCCACCAGUGGACUGACCAGCCCUCGUUCUCGGGGCUCCCGGCCACCCCCCUCCGGGAUACACCGAUAAGGGCAUCCUGGCCCCUACAGCUUCGGCUCCAGGGACCCGAGCGCUGGCCCGGGGGCCCGAGGCCAUGAUGCCCUGCCCACCCACCUUGUUCCUCUUGGGGGUCCAGCGGGCCCUCGGUGUGCGGUGGCCCCGACCAGCCCUCAGGCCACUCUGGCCGUGGGUCCAGCGUGCGUUCCCAGGACUUGUGCAUCGCGUGGGGGUCUAACAGGGAUGGGCACUUGGACUCGUUGGGCCGGUCCGUCCACCAGGAGGCGCAGCCUUGCUCCUCCCUUGGCCCCGGGCUUCAGGAAAUGACCGUCUGGUUCAUAAAUACACUUGGAGCAUUUUGCAAA